AUGAGGUUUCGAUUCAAACAGCCAUUGCCACUGUCUUCGCUCCGACCACCUCAAUCUUCUUUAUCGCUCAACUCAGUCCCAAUACAGUCAUCAUUUGGGAUAGCAUUUGAUAUAGAUGGGGUCAUAUUACGAGGCCAAAGACCAAUUGGAAAUUCCCCCAAAGCACUCAAGAGACUGUAUGAUGAUUCCGGUAUUUUGAAGUUCCCUUUUCUGUUUUUGACAAAUGGUGGAGGUUUCCCAGAGUCUAAAAGAGCCUCUGAGUUGAGCAACCUUCUAGGUGUGAAGAUUUCGCCUUCUCAGGUAGUGCAGGGCCACUCACCUUUUAGAACUUUUCUGAACAGAUUUGAGAAUGAACUCAUCAUUGCUACUGGAAAAGGUGACCCUGCCGAAGUGAUGUUGGAGUAUGGUUUCAAAAGAGUUCUCUCAAUAGAUGAGUAUGCAUCAUACUUUGAUCACAUUGAUCCUGUAGCUCAUUACAAAGGGUGGACCAGCAAGAAGGCUUCCAAUUGGCCAAAAAAUUCCCCAAAGUCGGUCUCAAGCCGUAAUGUUAUCGCUGACAAAGUUAAAGCGGCAUUUGUUGUUAGUGAUCCUGUUGACUGGGGGAGGGAUAUUCAGGUGCUUUGUGAUAUUUUAACAUCUGGAGGUCUUCCUGGAGAGAAGUAUGGGAAUCAGCCACCUUUAUAUUUUGCUGCUGAUGAUCUAGAAUAUCAGGCUGCAUUUCCUUCAGAACGUCUUGGUAUGGGUGCAUUUAGAAUAGCCCUUGAAAGUAUCUUCAACAGAAUUCACAAUAAACCUUUGCAGUAUACGUGUUUUGGGAAGCCAAAUCCAUUUGUUUACAAAAAUGCUGAAACGAUAUUAAGAGAAAUCCAGAAAUCUUGUCAUUGCGAUGCCAUUGCGAAAAAUGCAGAACAAGGGUCACUUUCUUUCAAGACCCUAUAUAUGAUAGGUGAUAAUCCUUUAGUUGAUGUUAAAGGAGCGCAUCAGGCAGGGAGCCCUUGGUUUUCUGUUUUGACCAGGACAGGCGUUUUUAGGCAAAAAGAGAACCAUGCAGAAUUUCCAGCUCAUCUGGUUGUUGAUACUGUAGAAGAGGCUGUGGAAUUUAUACUGAAAAGGGAAGUUGCUUCUUAG
Messenger RNA from Fraxinus pennsylvanica, 1128 nucleotides. NCBI's taxonomy places the organism in Eukaryota, Viridiplantae, Streptophyta, Magnoliopsida, Lamiales, Oleaceae. The record is from the annotation of a GenBank genome assembly.